AUGGCUAGCCCGGUAUGCUUGCUACUUGUUGAUCUCGAUCUAGCAACUGUGGACACAAUGGGUAGAGGAGAAGAGAGUGACAUUCGUCAAUUUCUCAAUUCACUCGAUGUGACGAAAGAUUCUUGGAGGGAUGAAGCUGAGCGAUGGAUUCUGGAAAGAAUCAGUUCAUCGAAGUCUCGAAAAAGUGUUCCCCGCUUUUCGAUUGGUGACGAGGACUAUGAGCUGUCCGACAGCGAAGUACCACUAACUAAUGAUGCUUGUACACAAACAUUUGCUGACGAGGAUGUGCAGCAAAAAACUGAAUCGCCACCAAAAUCACUCGAUGAGAUUUCUCGUGAUUGGAACGAAGGAAGGACUCUUUCUGCAUCCGAUGCUCUCCGACUUGUCAAACGGGGUAUUGUAAAAUGCCGCGAACUGGAGACGCGCCUCGAUGCUGAAACUGCAAUAUUUGUGAGGCGUUCCUACGUAGCUCCUGAAGUCUUGAAGGAGUUACCAUUCAAGAACUACGAUUACAAAUAUGUGACCAACUCUUGCUGUGAAAAUGUUAUUGGUUACGUCCCUAUACCUCUGGGCGUUGCUGGUCCUAUACCAAUAAAUGGUGCUGAAGUUUACGUCCCUAUGGCCACCACAGAAGGUGCAUUGGUCGCCAGUACAAAUAGAGGUUGUAGUGCCGUAAAGAAAAGUGGCGGUGUUUCUACCUGCAUUUUCGACGAAGGAAUGACACGUGCUCCUGUUGUCAAGUUUCCUACCGCUUCAGAGAGGCUAAAGUUGAAAAAAUGGCUUGGAGUUCCUGAGAACUUCCUUCUUGUCAAGACUGAGUUCGAGUCCACAAGUCGGUUUGCACAACUACGUGCGGUCGAGGUAGCCAUAGACGGGAAUCUAGCGUUCGUCCGAUUCAUCGCUUUCACGGGAGAUGCAAUGGGUAUGAACAUGGUGUCAAAAGGUUGCAACCUUGCUAUGCAUUUGCUGAAGGAAAAGUUUCCAUCAAUGCAACUGCUGGCUCUAAGU
Molecule: messenger RNA, 1008 nt
Organism: Ostertagia ostertagi
Lineage: Eukaryota; Metazoa; Nematoda; Chromadorea; Rhabditida; Trichostrongylidae
Source: the annotation of a GenBank genome assembly